ACCCAAUUUAAACUGCAAACGAUAGUAUUUGUAUCUCAUGCGGUCAGCAGUUUGAGUGACAGGGCUUUGAGUCACGGAACAUAAACCGGUCAUUGUUGGUAUAAAAAGAGCAGAGAGCCCCUCCAGUCCCACAGAGCUCACUUUGGUCCCUGGGACAGAUAGUUUGCCACCAUGCGUUUGUUAAUCCUUGCAUCACUCGUCUAUUGCUCCUACGCCUAUGGAAAAGGCGGAUAUGGAGGUGGAUAUGGAGGUGGAAAAGGAGGCUAUGGCGGUGGCCUGAGUGGAGGUAAAGGAGGAUACGGAGGCGGUGGAUACGGAGGUGGCGGAUACGGGGGUGGCGGAUACGGAGGUGGUUACGGAGGAUACGGAGGUGGAUACGGAGGUGGUUACGGGGGUGGAUACGGAGGAUACGGAGGUGGAUACGGAGGAAGAAGAGGAGGAUACGGAGGUGGUGGAUACGGAGGCAGAGGAGGAUACGGAGGUGGAUACGGAGGUGGAUACGGAGGUGGUUACGGAGGUGGAUACGGAGGUGGAUACGGAGGCGGAAGGGGAGGAUACGGAGGUGGAUACGGAGGCGGAAGGGGAGGAUACGGAGGUGGCGGAUACGGAGGUGGUUACGGAGGAUACGGAGGUGGUUACGGAGGUGGAUACGGAGGCGGAUACGGAGGAUACGGAGGUGGAUACGGAGGUGGAUAUGGAGGAUACGGAGGUGGCGGAUACGGAGGUGGAUACGGAGGAUUCGGAGGUGGAUUCGGAGGUGGAUUUGGAGGUGGAAAAUAUGUGAUCCAUGAAUUGUCGUUUGCCGCCAUGCGUUUCUUAAUCCUUGCUUCGCUCGUCUAUUGCACCUACGCCUAUGGAAAAGGCGGAUGGGGAGGAGGUGGUGGCGGAUGGGGAGGCGGUGGAUGGGGAGGUGGAAAAGGAGGCUAUGGCGGUGGUAAAGGAGGCGGCGGAUGGGGAGGAUACGGAGGGGGCGGAUAUGGAGGCGGCGGAUAUGGAGGUGGCGGAUACGGAGGUGGCGGUUACGGAGGCGGUGGAUACGGAGGCGGUGGAUACGGAGGUGGAAAAGGUGGCUUCAUUAUUUUCGGAGGAGGAAAAGGAGGAUACGGAGGCGGUGGAUGGGGAGGUGGGGGAUACGGAGGUGGAAAAGGAGGAUAUGGAGGUGGUGGAUACGGAGGUAGAUACGGAGGCGGAUACGGAGGUGGAUACGGAGGCGGAUACGGAGGUGGUGGAUACGGCGGAUUCGGAGGUGGUGGAUACGGCGGAUUCGGAGGUGGAUACGGAGGUGGUGGAUACGGAGGUGGCGGAUACGGAGGUGGAUACGGAGGCGGUGGAUACGGAGGUGGAUACGGAGGAUAUGGUGGCGGAUAUGGAGGUGGAUACGGAGGAUACGGAGGCGGUGGAUACGGAGGCGGAUUCGGAGGGGGAUUCGGUGGUGGAAAAUCAAUCAAAGCUUACUAAGAAGUGGUCAUAUUUCCAAACUUUACAUUUCCUGCCCAGUACAAAUCCAGCCAAUCAGUUCUCAUUGUUAUGUUUGUUAUUAAAUUGUGUUGUAUUAAUUUCGCAUAUAAAAGGUAAAUCCUGCUAA
Molecule: messenger RNA, 1585 nt
Organism: Magallana angulata
Lineage: Eukaryota; Metazoa; Mollusca; Bivalvia; Ostreida; Ostreidae
Exons: 5
Coding region: 172-1458 (428 amino acids)
Source: RefSeq, a predicted model, not a curated record